AUGAUGACUACAGAGCUAUACACCAAGGGUGCGUGUGUGUGGGUUCCAGACCCAGAGGAGGUGUGGGUGUCGGCCAGCCUGCUACGGGACUUCAGUUGUGGGGAUGCACACCUGCUGCUGCAACUCAGUGAUGGAAGGGAGGUGCAGUACCCAGUGUCACCCAAGUCUGGCCUCCCCCCGCUGGGGAACCCUGAUAUCCUGGAGGGGGAGAAUGACCUGACUGCACUCAGCUUCCUGCACGAGCCUGCCGUUCUGCACAACCUGCGCGUGCGGUUCCUGGACUACAGCAGCAUCUACACCUACUGUGGAAUUGUGCUAUUGGCCAUCAACCCCUACGAAGAGCUGCCCAUCUAUGGCGAGGAAGUGAUCGAUGCCUACAGCGGGCAGGACAUGGCCGACAUGGAGCCUCACAUCUUCUCUCUGGCAGAGGAGGCGUACAGAACCAUGACCAGGGAACAGAAGAACCAAUCCAUUAUAAUCAGUGGGGAGUCAGGAUCGGGGAAAACCGUCUCAGCCAAGUUCACCAUGCGGUACUUUGCAGUAGUUGGGGGCGCAGCUCAGCAGACCAGUGUGGAAGAGCGGGUGCUGGCAUCCAAUCCCAUUAUGGAGGCUGUGGGGAAUGCCAAGACCACCCGCAAUGACAACAGCAGCCGUUUUGGAAAGUAUAUUGAGAUUGGGUUUGGAAGCCAUGGUAACAUCAUCGGGGCGAACAUGAGGACCUACCUGUUGGAGAAAUCCCGUGUUGUCUUCCAGGCCCCAGACGAGAGGAAUUACCACAUUUUCUACCAGCUGUGUGCUUCCAGACACCUGCCAGAGAUGAGAGUCCUGAAACUGGAUGCAGCUGAAAAUUUCCACUACACCAACCAGGGAGGGGCAACACAGAUUCCAGGCACAGAUGAUGCUGUAGACCUGGAGCGCACCCGCAGUGCAUUCACUAUACUGGGUGUGCGGUCUGAUCAGCAGAUGGAGCUGUUCCAAAUUCUAGCAGCAAUUCUGCACCUUGGCAACAUCAACAUCCAAGCCAGUGGGAGGGGUGGUGACCGAAGCUACAUUGACGUGGAGGACAGGUCCCUAGCGGUGUUCUCCAAGCUGCUGGGAGUGGAGCGUGCUCAGAUGGCUCACUGGCUGUGUCAUCGGCGGCUUGCGGUGGGAACAGAGAUGCUGGUGAAGCCCAUGUCAGGGCAGCAGGCGGGGGAGGCCCGUGAUGCCCUGGCCAAGCAUAUGUAUGGCCAGCUAUUCACAUGGAUUGUCCAGAGGCUCAACACUGCUCUCCGGGUACAAAGGGAGAAGCCCAAGUCCUUCAUAGGGGUCCUGGACAUCUAUGGGUUUGAGACGUUUGACAGGAACAGCUUCGAACAGUUCUGUAUAAACUAUGCCAAUGAGAAACUGCAGCAGCAAUUCAACCUGCAUGUCUUCCAGCUGGAGCAGGAGGAGUAUGAGAGGGAGGGGCUGCCCUGGAACCGCAUCGAGUUCAGCGACAACCAGCCGUGCAUUGCUCUGAUAGAGGGGCCUUUGGGACUGCUGGACCUGCUGGAUGAGGAGUGCAGGAUGCCAAAAGGCUCGGAUGAGAACUGGGCCCAGAAGCUGUAUGAUCAGCAUCACAACCACGGCCCGCGUCCACACUUCCAGAAGCCGCGCAUGUCCAACACGGCCUUCAUUAUUCUGCACUUCGCUGACACGGUUCAAUAUGAGUGUGAUGGGUUCCUGGAGAAGAACAGAGACACUGUGUUUGAGGAGCCUAUCAACAUCUUAAGAGCAAGUCAGUCUGAACUGGUGGCUGAGCUGUUUCAACAAGAGCCAACAGAGGGCGCCCUCUCCCAGCCUGGAAUGAAGUCCAGUUUGCCUAAUGGCAGCCUUCGCUCUGGAAAGAGAGCCCACAGAGAGCACAAACUUACAGUGGGCUUUCAGUUUCGUCAGUCUCUGCACCUCUUGAUGGAAACUCUGAACUCCACCACUCCACACUACGUCCGCUGCAUCAAACCUAAUGACCUCAAACAGCCUUUCUUGUUCGACCCCAAACGGGCAGUCCAGCAGCUGCGAGCCUGUGGGGUCCUGGAGACCAUUCGGAUCAGCGCUGCUGGGUACCCCUCCAGAUGGACCUACCCAGAGUUCUUUAACCGGUACCGGGUGCUGCUGCGUGGGCCACUGAACCAGGAUCAGCUGCAGGCGUCCUGCCACCAGGCUCUGUCUGCUCUCAUUCCGGACCCUGAUCAGUACUGCUUGGGGAAGAGCAAGGUGUUCUUCCGGGCGGGUCAGGUGGCCCUGCUGGAGAAGCUGCGAGCAGAGAGACUGAGGGCUGCCGGGGUCAUCAUUCAGAGCUGGGUGCGUGGGUGGCUGGGCCGGCGUCGGUACCAGAGGGUCCGUUGGGCGACACUCACUUUGCAAAGAUAUGCCAGGGGAGGACUGGCCAGGAGGCUGGCCCACACUCUGCGCUUGACCAGAGCGGCGUUGGUCAUACAGAAGACCUACAGAAUGGUGUCAGUGAGGCAGAUGUACCUGGUGAUCCGGCAGGCCGCCAUCACCAUUCAAGCCCUGGUCCGAGGCACGCUGGCACGGCGGACCUACAGGAGGUUGCUGGCGGAGCGGGCGGCAGUGGUGCUGCAGGCGGGCGUGCGCGGCUGGCUGGCGCGGCGGGCGUACCGGCGCCUACGGGCAGCGACGCUGCUGGUGCAGUGCUGCGUGCGGCGGCGGGCCGCACGGAGGGAGCUGCUGAAGCUGAGGGCGGAGGCGCGCUCGGUGGAGAGGUACCGAGAGCUCAACAAGGGCAUGGAGGUGAAGCUGAUGCAGCUGCAGCUGCGUGCCGACCAGCAGGCCCGGGAGAGCGCGGUGCUGCGGGAGACCCUGCACGCAGAGCGCGAGUCCCAUGCAGCGGAGCUGGCUCGAUUGCGGGGGGCGCUGCUCAAGAUAGAGGCGCAGCUACAGCAGCAACCCCAGGUGACCCCUGCUCUGACGGAGAGAGAAGAGGAAAACAGGAGGAGGACGGAGGAGAGGGCAGCUCAGGAGAUCUCUCGACUCACACAGGAGGUCCAGGUCCUGUCCUCAGAGAAGCGCACUCUGGAGGAAGAGAGAGAGACUCUCUGUGCUCGUUUACUGGAGCAGGAGAGAGUGCGGGAGGAGUGUAUAGCGAUGAGUGUGGCCCAGGCUGGGGAGGGUCUGCGCGCCGAGCUGGAGGAGGAGAGGCGGCGUUACCAGGGGCUGCUGAGGGAGUUCACCCGUCUGGAGCAGAGAUAUGAAAACCUGUGUGAGAUGAGCACGCUGGCUGAGCAUGCGCGUGGGCACAGGCGGACAGACUCAGCCCAAAGCCUGGUUCUGGAGCCCCUUUCCCCCUUGUCCCCCUCAACGGGGUUCCCCCCUUUCUCUCUGACUGAAGACGAGAGGAGGAUCAGCGUGGCAUCAUCACCCCCCUGUGAGAGCAAACCAUGGAAUCCAGACACUCCCCUGAAUGCUUUGAUGGGAAUGAUGGGAGUGGCUAAGGAUGGAGCGGAGCGAAUGAAGGGAGAGGACCUGCGACACGCCUAUGAUGCUGUUCGCGUGGCCAACAAGUUCUUGGAGGCCCAGCUGCUGUCCCAGCGCUCCCAGUGGGAGGAGGAAUUGUCUGUGUUGCGGCAGAGGGUUCGAGCACCCAGGGAGGUUCCCCUGACUCAUUCUGACUCCCACGAUCUGAUGGAGCAGGUGGACGUGGGGGAGCAGGAAUGCCGCAGGCUUAGGAGAGAGCUGAGAGAGCUGAGACACACCGUCACGCUCAGAAAAGCACUGACACACACAGCUCCACCUCCUCAGCCAAAGAGGGCGGAGCUGACUGGACUGCUGGAAUGCAAGAAGAGGGAUGAAGCAAAACUCAUGAAGAACCUGAUCACAGAGUUGCGGGUGGACAGUGCCCUCUCCAUGACCCCAGGGCUGAUGGCCAGUUUGCUUUUCCUGUGCGUGCGCCAGGCGGACUGUAGCGGGGACGAGACGCGAGCGCGCUCCCUCUGCACUGCCGCCAUCGCCGCCAUCAAGGGGGCACUCAAGAAACACUGUAAUGAUGUGGACAUGACUGCGCUGUGGCUGAAGAACGUCUGCUUGCUGACUGACCUCCUGACUCAGCACUCUGACAGUAGCAGUGUUUCAGAGGAGUUCAUUCCUCUCACCUCAGACCUGAGUGACCAACACAGAGCCCUGAGAGACCUUGCUAUUCAGGCAUAUCAGCAGCUCCUGUCCAUCACCGAAAGCCGCUUGCAGCCAAUCAUUGUGCCAUCAAUGUUGGAGAGUGAGAUGAUUCCGGGACUGGGGGGGUCUGGAGGCAAGCUGAGUGGCACCCGGAAGCGGGCGGGGUCUGAUGCCAGGACAGGUACAUCAGAGACUCCGAGCAUGGUGCCGGUGCUGAGGGAGCUGGGGGCGCUGCACACGGCCUUGUCCCGCCAGGCACUCCCCCUCUCUCUGCUAGAGCAGGCCUUCCGCCAGAUCACCCAUCUGCUGGCUUCCACUGCUCUGAACAGCCUGCUCCUUCGCAAGGACAUUUGCAGCUGGAACCGCGGCCUCCAGAUCAGGUACAAUGUAAGCCUUCUCGAAGAGUGGCUGCGCGGUCGGGGGCUGCAGUCAGAGGACGCUGUGGCCUCGUUAGAGCCACUCAUCCAGGCUGCCCAGUUGUUGCAAGUUAGCAAGAAAUCUGAUGCUGACGCAAAUGCCCUGGUCCAAACAUGCACUGCACUCUCUAACCAGCAGAUUGUGAAGAUUCUGACGCUCUACACUCCUCACAGCGACCUCGAGGAGCGGGUGACCCUCAACUUCAUCCGCGCUGUGCAGGGUCUUCUGAAGGAGCGUUCUGAUGGCCAGACCCGCCAGCUCCUCCUGGAUGUCCGACGCGUCUUCCCUGUCACCUUUCCUUACGUGCCGCCCCCUCCACUGAGUGUCGACCUACUGGACAUCCCAGACUCCCUCAAGAUUUCCUUCCUAAGGAGAGUCUGA
This is a messenger RNA of Megalops cyprinoides (Indo-Pacific tarpon), 4947 nucleotides long. RefSeq names its product unconventional myosin-Va. Gene Ontology annotation, cellular component: cytoplasm; myosin complex; actin cytoskeleton. The coding region runs from base 1 to 4947 and encodes 1648 amino acids. NCBI's taxonomy places the organism in Eukaryota, Metazoa, Chordata, Actinopteri, Elopiformes, Megalopidae. Gene Ontology annotation, biological process: actin filament organization; vesicle transport along actin filament. Gene Ontology annotation, molecular function: microfilament motor activity; actin filament binding; ATP binding. The record is from RefSeq and is a predicted model, not a curated record. The transcript has 35 exons.